GGCUGCGUCGUUCUGGCGCGUAGGGCGGGAGAGCGGCCGGCCGGCGAGGGGAGCCACGGAAUUAGCCGUCGGACGGAGGUGCUCCAGUUUUGCUGCUGCAACAUGGCCGACGAGGACGACAUGCUUAAGGGCAUCAAGGGCGAGUUGUCGCCGAGCGAUCGCGGCAGGGCGCCGCUCGCCACCCUCGAGACCGAACUGACCUUUCACCUUCGUGAGCCAGACGAGGUGCUCGUCCGACCGGCCGUCCGACGCCGAACGUCCCACUCGAGGGACAGGGCGGCCAGCAAGGAGGCUCGCAGACGGAAACGCCUGGCCGAAAUCCAACAGCUGGAACAGGAAGAGGAACGAGUCCCAACUCCUCUGCCACCCCCGGAACCUGCCGAGGACCAAAUCAAAGAGGAAGAUGAGGAAGCCGAAGAUCAAGAGGGGUCGAGUGAAAAGCAGGAAGAAGCUCAAGACGAAGAGGAAAGACCGGGAUUUUUCGACAGCUACUUCGAAAUGAUGUUUGAGGCUCGGCACGUUUGGCCGCAGUUCAAGGCUGAUAACGCCGAGGAGUGGGAAAAGCUUAAGAUCGAGGCCAACAGGUGUUUCUGCGCCUUCGUGAUUCUCUUCCUCUUCUGCGGCUUUGGCGGAUUCGUCUUCCGCUUCAUCGAGAGCACAUUUGAACAGUUCUACAAAUGCGGGGUCAAGCGGGUCAAAAGGGAUUUCAUCGAAAACCUGUGGGUCAAGAGUCAACAACUGCGCGAGGAGGAGUGGAAGUCAAUGGCGCGCAGGAAGUUGUGGGAGUUCGAGGACCAACUCCAGGUCGCCUUUGACGCCGGAAUCAACACCUACUCCGGCAAGCGCUCCUGGAGUUUCCUCAACUCGGUCGUCUACUGCAUCACAGUGGUCACCACAAUUGGCUAUGGUCACAUUGUGCCUUCGACAAACACAGGAAGGGCGGUCACCAUCAUUUACGCAAUUUUUGGCAUCCCAUUAUUUUUGAUACUGCUGGCUGACUUUGGUAAGAUGUUCACCAGGGCCAUGAAGUUCCUGUGGGCGUUUGUCCGCAGACUUUAUUACACCGGCAGCUGUAGGAAAGUCAGGCACACCGGGCCUGUUCAGGACAUGAUGAAAGGAGUUCAAAUGGUGUAUGACAUCGCCCGUUUCCAGAAGAAGCCUGGCGACACCAACGGCACCAACCGUGGUAUCAACGGCGCCGACCCUGAGGAGGCUGGUGCGCAAAUGCAGGAGCUGCUGGGGGUGCCAGGUACGGGUGGAGAACCACCAACACCUGCUCCCAGCAACUUCUGCAUUGAUGACGAGUUCAACCUGCCCAUAUCCGUGGCAUUCGUCAUACUGGUCAUCUACAUAUUGGUCGGUGCCUCCCUGUACUGCAUCUGGGAAGAGUGGUCAUUUUUUGAGGCUUUCUACUUUGUUUUCAUUUCCAUGUCAACCAUCGGAUUUGGAGAUUACGUCCCCAAUCAUCCCAUGUUUAUGAUGGGCUCGAUUGUUUACCUGGUCUUUGGCCUGGCUUUGACCUCUAUGUGCAUAAAUGUCGUUCAGGUGAAGUUGUCCGACUCGUUCAGACAAGCCAGUUCCAAAAUAGGAGCCUCCUUUGGCCUGAGACUGGCAGCAGCGGCCGCUGAAGAAGAGGCGGCCAGAAACACUCCCGGCCAAGUCGAAUUGGCCGAGGUCCAUCACCCAGCGGCCAAGAAAGCCAGCGAAGAAAAUUUGGAUGGUCUCAGUGUGGAGACCCAGUGAUAAAUUAUUCAAAAUUCACCCAUUGAAUUUUGACGAUUUUUGAGAUUAAAUUUGAACAGACUGAGCGAGUGUGUGUGAGUGAAAGGGGCCCUUUUCAUUAUUGCGGCUUGUGAUUAUUGUUUUGAUUGCACAAAUAUGUUUAGAAAAUUUAGCGUCCUGGUUUUCAUUUAUAAAAGAUUAAGUGCCUUGACGGUGUGUGCUCACUCGCGGAUAAAGGUUGAUUAUUAUGCCAGAUAAAAUACAAGUUUCAAUGUCACAAAAUAAAUGACUUCUAACCUAUGAGGAGUGCUGACGAUUAUUUGAAAAAUACGCUUACCAAAGAUAAAAUGAUGCAAAUAAAUCUUAUUCUACAUCUUAAUAAUUCAAAUGAGUUUC
Molecule: messenger RNA, 2118 nt
Organism: Neocloeon triangulifer
Lineage: Eukaryota; Metazoa; Arthropoda; Insecta; Ephemeroptera; Baetidae
Product: TWiK family of potassium channels protein 18-like
Exons: 7
Coding region: 103-1743 (546 amino acids)
Biological process (GO): stabilization of membrane potential; potassium ion transmembrane transport
Cellular component (GO): membrane
Molecular function (GO): potassium ion leak channel activity
Source: RefSeq, a predicted model, not a curated record